Molecule: messenger RNA, 3441 nt
Organism: Mizuhopecten yessoensis (Yesso scallop)
Lineage: Eukaryota; Metazoa; Mollusca; Bivalvia; Pectinida; Pectinidae
Product: crossover junction endonuclease MUS81-like
Exons: 21
Coding region: 114-3164 (1016 amino acids)
Biological process (GO): resolution of meiotic recombination intermediates; double-strand break repair via break-induced replication; DNA catabolic process
Cellular component (GO): nucleus; Holliday junction resolvase complex
Molecular function (GO): crossover junction DNA endonuclease activity; DNA binding; 3'-flap endonuclease activity
Source: RefSeq, a predicted model, not a curated record
UUCCCGCCAAAUUACAAAUCAAGAAGGCUCAGCUACAUAAUUUUACGUAGUGAAACUGCAAAGUUGCUUAUCACGUAUGCAACACUCAGCAGUGAGGUGCAUGUGUCUACAGUAUGGAACUUCAAGACCAUCCUCUCUACGGUAAAAGGAAGAAACGAAAGCCAGUCUGUGCUAAUCCAUUAUUUUUACAAUGGCUUACUGAAUGGAGAGAGGAGGCCGCAGAAAAAGGCUGGAAAACACAGUAUGUGUAUGGCAAGGCAAUCAAGUCUUUGAAGAAUUAUCCUCUACCUCUGGCUACAGGAAAGGACUGCAAGAUGUUGGAACAUUUUGGCGAUAAAACAUGCAAGUUGAUUGAUGAAAAGUUAGCCGAACAUAUAGAACUGCAUGGGUGUGUUGUACCCCCAGACCCUGUGGAGGUCCCAAAAAAGGCUCCAUCAAAACAAAAGAAGACUAAGCAGUCUAUGUCGGAGAACUCCACACGUCCAGUCGAUGACGUUUCUAGACCCAGACAUGGUCUCACUGUGGCUGCUGCAGGAUCUGUUAACCUGACAGAUGAUGAUGUUGAUUUGACUGUGACGCCACCUCCAAAGAGGCACGCCCGUCCCCGCAGUAAGAGUGGAGAACAAGAGUACGUUCCAGCUUACCGAUCAGGAGCUUAUGGACUCCUGCUGGCGCUGUACAGGAACACACAGGACCCUGGGAGCAGAGGAUACAUGUCAAAAGUAGAACUCGUCGGGAAGGCUCAACCUCUGUCCGACAAAUCUUUUACAAUUCCAGAUGCAGGUUGUCGGUACACAUCUUGGUCCUCCAUGGGCACUCUCAUCAAAAAGGCUCUCAUCAUCAAGGAAAGCAAUCCAGCAAAGUACAGUAUCACUGAUGCUGGAUGUGAACUGGCACACAGAUUGGAGAUGGCAGGAACAGAUGGUCACGUCGCCACUACAGGAAACCUGACACAAGCUGGUGUUCCUACAGACAGGUUAUCAUUGGACAGUCCUAGGAGGCUCACUGACCAGCACACCAGGCAUGAUACAGGUGUAAGAUCUGGCCUGGAGUUUGUGUAUAUUGAUGAAGCUGGUGGACCAGUUCAGACAAAGGAUAAAGCACAAGUCCUCAUUGAUGAGGACUUUGGAAUUGGGUUUUUAGUACACUGUGAUUACCAUGGAUUACUCACAAGUGGGAAACAUUAUAAGCUGGACAUGAGCAGACCUAUGGGUGACAAAGUGUAUGCUCAUCUCCAUGACAAUGAUGCCCCAGAAAGGGCGGUGGAAUGUGCUCCCCCUCCCAGGCUGCCUUCCUUUAACUUGUCUGAUGAUGAAGAUAGAGGAAAUGACAACUGUUUGGUAUCUCAUCGUCUGGGACCUCAAAGUUUACCCUCGUUUGAUGAUGAGCCUAUGACAAGACAGGCUGUACCAAUUGUUACCAACGGAUAUCCUAGCAAGUCUUCUGUCUCCACUACAGUUACCACAGAUUCCAGCAAUAGAAAGAAAGUAAAACCGAAGCCAAGAAGUAAACCCAACAAGCCUUUGUCUGUGAAACUGUCUGCAGCUGCAUCCCAGCCGUAUCUACCGAGCCUCAUUGAUAAACUGCCCACCUGUCCACCGCCCAGCUCCAUGGAAACACUAGCCAGCUCUCAGGAGUCCCAGGAGUCCAUUCGCAGUAUCAGCUCUAUGUCCUCUGCGGCCAGUUUACCGAGACCAGAUUUUGUCCUCACCCCAGGAAACUUUGACAUCAUUCUCUGUAUAGAUAAUCAGGAGUUCUAUGGUUCAGGAAAAAAUGGAAGUAAGACCUUACUGCCAGAUCUGAUGAAGAACGGGGUGAACUGUGACCUGAGGAAACUUCAAGUAGGAGAUCUUCUCUGGGUGGCAAGGGAGAAGACAGAUCCUGUUCUAGGGGGAGUGAACCAAGGAAAGGGGAGAGAACUUGUCCUGGACUAUGUGGUGGAGAGGAAGCGGAUGGAUGACCUGGUUCACAGCUGUAUAGAUGGCAGACUUCCAGACCAGAAGUUCCGACUGAAACAUUGUGGAAUCAAUAAUGCCAUAUUUCUGAUAGAGAUGUAUGGCUCCAUGCAGCAUUUCAGUAUAGCUGAGGACAGGAUAAAACAGACUAUUACAAACUUACAGGUCAGUAUAGCUGAGGACAGGAUAAAACAGACUAUUACAAACUUACAGGUCAGUAUAGCUGAGGACAGGAUAAAACAGACUAUUACAAACUUACAGGUCAGUAUAGCUGAGGACAGGAUAAAACAGACUAUUACAAACUUACAGGUCAGUAUAGCUGAGGACAGGAUAAAACAGACUAUUACAAACUUACAGGUCAGUAUAGCUGAGGACAGGAUAAAACAGACUAUUACAAACUUACAGGUCAGUAUAGCUGAGGACAGGAUAAAACAGACUAUUACAAACUUACAGGUCAGUAUAGCUGAGGACAGGAUAAAACAGACUAUUACAAACUUACAGGUCAGUAUAGCUGAGGACAGGAUAAAACAGACUAUUACAAACUUACAGGUCAGUAUAGCUGAGGACAGGAUAAAACAGACUAUUACAAACUUACAGGUCAGUAUAGCUGAGGACAGGAUAAAACAGACUAUUACAAACUUACAGGUCAGUAUAGCUGAGGACAGGAUAAAACAGACUAUUACAAACUUACAGGUCAGUAUAGCUGAGGACAGGAUAACACAGACUAUUACAAACUUACAGAUUAUUGAUGGAUUCCAAAUAAAGCGGACAGGAAACACAAAAGAGUCUGUGGUGUAUCUCGCUACGAUGACGCGUUACAUCCACAGUUACUACAGGAACAAAACUCUGUAUGCUACCAGUCCAGAUGACCUUCAAGGCAAAGGUCACAUCAAUGAUGCAGAACAAAGACUUCUGACGUUUGACCAGUUUAAUCAGGGCUCUGUUAAAUCUAAGGCACUGACUGUCAGAGAAAUGUUUGGGAAGCAGUUAAUUCAGCUGAAUGGAAUGUCUGCAGAAAAAGCUAAAGCUGUCACAGACAAGUAUCACACCCCAUCUCUUAUCCUAGAGGCCUAUGAUAACUGUGUCAGUGUUAAGGACAAGGAAAAUCUGCUGAGUAACAUCAAGUCUGGAAAGGCCAUGAGAAAUCUCGGACAAAAUUUGAGCAAACAGAUAUACCAGUUGUAUUGUACUAAGCAAGCUCUCACCUGACAGUAAAGUAGGACCAGCCUUCUAGACUUUUGAUGAAAAGUCUGUCCGUGUCUUAAACAGUAAAGACACCUACACUGGACACAUCAAAUAGGGCUGUACUCCUGCCUUAUACAGUGAACACAUCUACACUGGACACAUAAAAUAGGGCUGUACCCUGCCUUAUCCAGUAAAGACACCUACCCUGGACACAUCAAAUAGGGCUGUACUCCUGCCUUAUACAGUGAACAGAUCUACACUGGACACAUCAAAUAGCGCUGUACCCUGCCUUAUACAGUAA